AGUAGUUCCAUUCUGUUGUUAAUUAACCAUCAAUGGUGGAGAGAAGGAGGCCUCUGAUACUUUGUUCGACCAAAAACCUUCUUCACUCUGUACUCAAUUCAUCGAAGAUCACUGAUGGAGAUGGAGUUGAAGGAAACCGAGUCUCUGACAAUGGUAACUUGCAGUCUCUGCGGUUACACGCAGGGAUUCUCCGUUGCUCGAUGGACCAAACUGAGGGUCGGGGCCCCAAGGAGGAUUCUCUUGAUGAUUCCACUUUGGUCGGACUUUCUGCGUCGACCCUGAAAUGUCUUUCUGUUACUUCCGGUUCACUGGUGAUAAUCAAGAACAUUGGGACAAGCACACAGAGGAUUGGUAGAGUUGUCGUCCUAGACCCACCUGACACAGUGGCCCAAGAAUGCCAAUCUGAGAUUAAUCAACCUUCUUCCCACGCAAUGGUUGUUUUUCCUUCUUAUAAGUUUCCUCCAAACCAACACGUCCCCUUGGAUAGAGAAGCUGCUUAUCUCUCUCCUCUCCUUGCAUUUAACCUUGGCUUGCACUUAUCAUGCCUGAAAUUUCUUGUUCACAUGGGACAUGAAAUUUUAACUUCUAUGUUUCUGGUCAAAGAGGAUGAAACAGAGCUGAAGUUGGGUGAGAACUCCUUUGUUGGUGUAGAAGUUGCUCCCUGGUCUCAUUUCCCUAGAUUGGCUUCGCAUCUGAGGAUUUCUUUUGUGAAAAUACCAGAAUGUGGUGUCCUAAAAUCUUUCAGGGCAAGUUCUUCUCUUGAAGCUGAAGAGCGUCAAGAAAUGAUCGAUUCUGCAUUGCACAAUUACUUCACAGUCGAUAGAUAUCUUGCUAGAGGUGACAUUUUCUGCAUUCGCAUAAAUUGGAAUUGCAAUUCAGAGUUGUGCAUUCCAUGUAGCCAAAGGACGUGUGAGAAUGCCAAGGACAAUGUUAUCUACUUCAAGGUCAUGGCUAUGGAGCCAGUUGAUGUACCCAUUCUUCGUGUAAAUUGUAAUCAAACAGCACUGGUGCUUGGAGGGAGUAUACCUGCAGCUGUCCCCCCUGAUUUAUUGGUUUGUGGUUCAAAAGGCUUUGUGCCUUUGCAGGGGGAUACUGUGAAGAGUUUGGCAUCCAUACUUACCCCGCCUUUAUGCCCAUCAGCACUUUCUUCAAAAUUCAGAGUUGCUGUUCUUUUAUAUGGUUUGGCAGGUUGUGGGAAGCGGACUGUUGUUAGGUAUGUUGCUCGUCACUUGGGCCUGCAUGUGGUUGAAUAUAGCUGUCAUGAUCUUUUGGCAUCCUCUGAAAGAAAGACUUCUGAAGCACUAGCUCAAGCUUUCAAGACAGCUGAAAGAUACGCUCCGACAAUACUUCUUCUACACCAUUUUGACGUGUUCCGGAAUAUAUCCUCUCAGGAUGGUUCUGAUCAAGUUGGCGUCAUCUCUGAAGUUGCAUCUGUUAUAAGAAAAUAUACCGACCCAGUGACUGAAGAUGAAUACUCUUAUGAUGGAGAGAACAUAAACAGUGGCUUUCAUGUGGAGCAUUCUCAAAUGACAACUGGCCACAAAGUGCUGCUUAUUGUUGGUGCUGAUAGUUGUGACGGUUUACCACCAGGUAUUAGACGUUGCUUCAGCCAUGAAGUAAGCAUGGGCCCUCUGAAUGAGGAGCAGAGGGUUGAAAUGCUCUCCGAAUCUAUGCGAAGUCUUUUGGAACGCCUUCCUCAUACUGAUAAAAAGGACCUUAUUAAGGACAUUGCUGGACAGACAUCUGGUUUCAUGCCAAGGGAUAUUCGUGCUUUAAUUGCUGAUGCUGGUGCAAAUCUAAUUUCUAGACUCAAUGGUAUAAUUGAUAAUGCUGAGCCCAGAGACAAUUCUGGUAAUAUUUCCGCCCAGUUUAAGCUGAUUCGGGAACAUGCAACUCAGGAUCUGGGGAAAGAAGACUUGACUAAAGCUCUGGAACGAUCGAAGAAAAGGAAUGCAUCAGCAUUGGGUACUCCAAAGGUGCCUAAUGUAAAAUGGGAAGAUGUUGGUGGACUUGAGGAUGUGAAGAAAUCAAUCCUGGACACGGUUCAGUUACCUCUUUUGCACAAGGAUUUAUUUUCGUCUGGAUUGCGUAAGCGCUCUGGUGUCCUCCUUUAUGGUCCUCCUGGGACAGGGAAGACUCUAUUAGCGAAGGCUGUUGCAACAGAGUGCUCCUUGAAUUUUCUCAGUGUAAAAGGCCCAGAGCUGAUCAAUAUGUACAUAGGAGAAUCUGAAAAAAAUAUUCGAGACAUUUUUCAGAAGGCAAGAUUGGCACGUCCAUGUGUUAUUUUCUUUGAUGAACUUGAUUCUCUUGCUCCAGCUCGUGGAGCCUCUGGAGAUUCUGGUGGUGUAAUGGACAGAGUGGUCUCUCAGAUGCUUGCAGAGAUUGAUGGCCUAAAUGAUUCCACACAGGAUUUGUUUAUAAUAGGUGCAAGCAACAGACCUGAUCUCAUUGAUCCGGCACUUCUGCGGCCUGGUCGGUUUGACAAGUUGCUCUAUGUUGGAGUUAAUUCUGACGCAUCCUACAGGGAGAGAGUCUUGGCUGCACUUACACGAAAGUUUAAACUGCAUGAGAAUGUGUCUCUGUACUCUAUAGCAAAGAAAUGUCCCCCCAAUUUCACUGGUGCAGACAUGUAUGCAUUAUGUGCAGAUGCUUGGUUUCAUGCCGCACAGCGUAAGGUUUUGGGGACAGAUUCAGAUUGUUUACAUAAAGAUGAUCAUGCUGAUUUAGUUGUCGUCGAAUACGAUGAUUUUAUAAAGGUUUUGGGUGAACUGUCUCCUUCCCUAUCAUCAGCUGAACUUAAGAGAUAUGAAAAGCUACGAGAUCAGUUUGAAGGAGCAUCAAAGUGAACUUCUAGUUUAGUUUACCAAAUGUUGAUAACCCAUCAAUCUGUUUUUCUUUUGAGCAUUCAAUGAAGUUCCAUUAUUUUCUAAUAAGAUUAUCAGUUGCUGCUGGAUCUCAUCCAUCCUUCUAGUUCAGCCUG
Telopea speciosissima is the source of this 2980-nucleotide messenger RNA. RefSeq names its product peroxisome biogenesis protein 6. Gene Ontology annotation, biological process: protein import into peroxisome matrix. NCBI's taxonomy places the organism in Eukaryota, Viridiplantae, Streptophyta, Magnoliopsida, Proteales, Proteaceae. The record is from RefSeq and is a predicted model, not a curated record. The transcript is spliced from 16 exons. The coding region runs from base 33 to 2846 and encodes 937 amino acids. Gene Ontology annotation, molecular function: ATP hydrolysis activity; ATP binding. Gene Ontology annotation, cellular component: peroxisomal membrane; cytosol.